This is a messenger RNA of Malassezia restricta, 528 nucleotides long. RefSeq names its product N-terminal domain of NEFA-interacting nuclear protein NIP30. Gene Ontology annotation, cellular component: nucleus. Bases 1 to 528 code for a protein of 175 amino acids. The record is from RefSeq and is a predicted model, not a curated record. The transcript has a single exon. NCBI's taxonomy places the organism in Eukaryota, Fungi, Basidiomycota, Malasseziomycetes, Malasseziales, Malasseziaceae.
AUGAGCCAGGCACCACCCCACUUUGUGUCGCAAGCCGAUCUGACGGAUGCGCAGAAGCGACGCGAGCGCGAGAUUCAGGAAGCAUACGCCCGAAUCGGUGAGGAGCCGCCGCCCAAGCCAGCAGAGGAGGCAUAUGACCCGCGUCCCCUAUACGAACGACUUCGCGAAGCAAGAGCUCUCCAGGACGAGCGCAUCGAGGAAAUGUUCAAGCUAAGGAACCAAUUUCGGGGCCUGGACGAGAGCGAGUCGCAGUUUCUUGCUGAUAUUGAGCUGGCACGAAAACAUCGCGAACAGGAGAAACGGCAGCAGGAUGCAAAAGAACUCGAUGAGUUUCGUCGAGCCACCGAGUCCAAAAGUAGUGCGCCACCCCCUCUGCCUGAGCGAACAGCCCUACCUACGAUCCCCAAAGCCAAGCCUCGCGCAGGCUCCAAACGCAAACGGGAACAAGCCUCCGCCCUCGGCAUCGUCCCUCGCAAGUCUACUCAACCAUCUGCAUCUGCCUCAUGUAAAAAUGAUCCCUCAUCUUGA